CAUAUUUUGAUGUUUUCUAUGUGUACCCAAUUGUAUAGAAUAAUAAACCAAACAAAUUUAGUUUUGAUAAAUGGCCUUCAAAAAACAAUUUAAACAUAUGUAUGCAUUCAAACAUAAAAGUAUCUACAAUACAAUUAAAUAUCAAAACAACACAAUAUAAAUAAGGCCACACAAUUAAAUAUUUUACUGCUCUACAUGUCUCUACAUUCAGAGUACAUUAGCAAGAAACUGAGGAGGACCAUGCCAUCUGCAUGUAUAAAGGUUACUACAAUACAUUUAAAUAUCAAAUCUGCAUCAAAUAAAUAAGGCUACAAAACAAGAUUCUUAUACCUAACAAGUCUUUUAUUUUAGUCAGUGAGACAGUUGGGCAUGUACUUUACUUCUGAUCAGAGUUUGAAGUUUGUUGCAGCAGACAGUGUUACUCGCAGAUCAUGCUUAGUGUUCAACCUAUUUUUCUGCUUUGACUUGAGCUGUACCAAUAUAAAAAAAGCCACAGCCGAAGCCUGUUGUGUUUCUGCUGUGCCGAAAUCACUACCCCCGCCAUCUUCUUGAGUUUAAAGACAGGAAGACGGUGCGCGGCGAGGGGUUGCUUUUUUCUGACAGGGCUGCUGAAUUCGGCACAACACUGGCAAACGAAUGGUGUCGUCUGAUUCGCGUCUCUGUCUUUUCUCAGAUAUAAAAGACGAGUACAAAAUCAGAUGAGCAUUAAUUAUUAUUAUUAAUUAUAAUAGUAUGAUUUUUAUUCAUUAUAAAAUGAAUACAUUAUUUUAUUAAUUUGUUAUAUUAUUUAUUAUUUUUUAAAGGUAUUUAUUUUAUACAAGCUGUCCACAACCCGCCCAUGUUUUUUUUUUUUUUUAAAAGACCUACUGGUGAGGCUUGGUUCCCUAACCGAUUCUUUUAAACCUGCAUUCAUACAACCACGGCGCUAUUUAAGGGGAACAAAAAAAUAGGAAUACACAGCUGUUAAGCAAUAAAGACAGAAGCGUACCAAAGGGUCGAUUCAUUUAAAUGAAUCGCACUCCGAAUCGCGAAUCAAGGCCGCCAUUUUAAAGCCACUCACUCUACAUGUUGCAGAGGCAUUCUCUUGAGCUGCGGCACCACUCCAGCUUUUAAAACCAGAUUCAACAACUACAGAAAAAUGGCAUUGGAGGCUGAGCAGUUUCACUCAAGUUCUGAGGAGUCCAUUAAUUCUGCAUACUCAGAUGCUGACUACAAGCCAUCAUCCAGUAGUACUGAUGACAGUGAGGUUUGCAGUAGUGAUGAAAAUUUGGAUAAUGACCAACAGUUCAAUAGAACAAACACAAGUCCAGACAAGUGCAAAAAACAAACGAGGAAAACAAGAACCAAUGGUGAUGACGACAAAAACAAGUCUAUUAGAACAAACAGAAGAACAGACAAGUCCAGAAAACAGAGUCCAAAAAAACCCACAGCUUCGAAUAUAACUGUGAAGGUUUGCAAAAAAAAUCUAAAUGGUAAACGAAAGUGGGACAAAAACCAUUACUGCCUCUACUGUGGAAAGUCAAACAAAAAGUUAAGCAGGCAUUUGGAACGUGCCCAUAUGGAUGUCAGAGAGGUGGCUUAUGCAUUCAGCUUCCCCUUAGGAUCGAAGAAAAGAAAGGAUCUAUUAGAGGGGCUGCGGAAUAAAGGUGACUAUAAACAUAACUUAGAAGUCCUUAAGAGUGGCCAUGGGGAAAUAGUGACGUGGAAACAACCUUCUUUUGAAGCCUCUGUCGACAAUUACCUUCCUUGCCAGUACUGCUACGCCAUGUUUGUGAAAAGUGAUCUUUGGAAACAUCAGGGAACUUGCAGAGCUAAAAAUGAUCCUGGGAAAGAUGCUGAGAAAAAGAGCAACAGUAGAGUUCAGAAAGCAUCUUCAAGCCUGCUACCCAUUUCGGAGACCUCGGAGGCAUUGGAGAAUGUCAUUCAUGGAAUGCAAAAAGAUGCUGUGUCCUUUACUGUACGGAAUGAUGCGUUGAUCUGUAAAUAUGGUAAUGUGCUGCUAAAUCGUGGGAAAAAUAAUGCAACUGGUUACAUUUCUCAGAAAAUGAGAGAACUGGGUCGACUCGUUGUGGCAGCAAAGGAAAUUGAUAAGAGUAUUAAAAAUCUUGAAGAUCUGUGCCAUGUAUCCAAGUUUCAGGUGCUGCUGAAGGCAGUUAAAAGGAUCUCUCAGUUUAGCCCAAGCAAGAAUGCAUACAGAAAGGCAUCAACUGCUGUCAAAAUUGGCUUCUCAUUAAAAGGAGUGACUGAUGUGCUUAUUGGCCAGACUCUGGAAAAUGAUGAUGACUUGGCUGAAAGGAAUGCAAAGAAGUUCAAAGAACUUUUAGAACAGAAGUGGAAAGACAGUGUUUCUUUUAAUGCACACAAAACAAUGGAAGAGAACAGGUGGAACAAAGAUGACGGUAUCCCAUUGACUAAAGAUGUCAUGAUCCUCCAAGAGCACCUUAGAAAGGUUGAAGACGAAGCAAAACGGGAGUUGCUAGAUGGCAUCAACAUGUCUGCUUAUAAGGACCUGACUGAGAGCCUUCUGUCACAGGUCAUUGUGUUCAAUAGACGAAGGGAAGGUGAGGCCUCCCGCUUGACCUUAGACAUGUACAUGAACGCAAACAGGACCCCAGUAAAUGGGGAUAUAUUUCAAACACUAACACCGCUUGAGCAAGAACUGAGCAAGACCCUUACCAGAAUAGAAAUCAGAGGAAAGAGAGGUAGAAAAGUGCCAAUUCUCCUACCAGAUAGAACAAAAGCAUCAAUUGAUUUCCUGAUAGAAAAAAGAAAAGAAGCUGGUGUACCUGAUCAGAACCCUUUUGUCUUCGCAAGACCUUCUGCAAUGUCAAACUUUCGUGGCUGUGACUGUCUGAGGAGAUUUUCAGAAGAGAGCAAGGCAGAAAACCCAGGACUCCUUAGAUCAACCAAACUAAGAAAGCAGGUUGCUACACUUUGUCAGCUGCUGAAUCUUGACCAGCAAGAGUUGGAGCAAGUUGCGAGAUUCAUGGGACAUGACAUUAGGGUGCACUGUGAUUUUUACAGACAAACAGAUAAAACACUUCAACUGUCAAGGAUCAGCAAACUUCUCUUUGCAAUGGAGAAAGGCACGGAGACCAUCAAAGGCCAGAAUCUCAACACUCUUGACUUUUCACUUCCUGGUAGCAGUAUGGCACAAACUGACAGCCCACAGACAGACAGACCAGUAGUGAGCAUGGAACCUCAUGAGGAUGAUGAAGGUGUAUCUGGCUUCACUGCCACAAUCAAGAAGAAAAGGCGAAUGGAGCCUCAUGAUGCUGAUGAUGGUGGCACCUGCACCGGGGUUAAGAGAAAGCUGACAGAAGAUCCUGGAUUUGACUCGCCAGAGAAGGAAAGACCGCAGAGGAGAAGGAAAGAAGUGGAUGAUGAAGAUGACCAUGAAUUUAUAGAAAUGGAUGUGAACAAAAAUUGUGAAUCUGGCUCUAGUAAUCAGCAGAAGAAGAAGCAGAUAGAACAGCCCGAGGGUGAUGGUGUCUCUAGCUCUGGCGCCAUGACCAGCAUGCAGAAGAGGAAGGCAGGGCUGAUGGCAGAGCGCAAGAGAUCUCAACCUAGGAGGCGUGGAUGGAGUGAGGAGGAGCAGGCUGCGGUUUUAAAACAUUUAGCUGUAUUCAUCGAGAGGCACCAGGUCCCUGGAAAAGCUGACUGUUUAAAAUGUACUGAGACUGAGAGUGCCUUAAAACACAGAACAUGGAGGGAUGUUAAAUACUUUGUCCAUAAUAGAAUAGUGAGUCUUGCUAAAACAAAUCCUUGAACGUAUGCAAUAAUCCAAUCAUAAGCCAUUUCUGCCGUUAUGAUUUCUCAGUACAUGCAUAUUUUUACUGUUUUUUUAUUUUUAUUUUAUUUUUUUAUGCAUUUAUUUUGGUCUACUGAAUAAUCAGCAUUUUAUAGCAUUUUCACCUGAACGUCCGGACCACAGUUCUCACCAUGUUUCAUGUGUUUGUUACAUUGUAUGCAGUACAUUUGUUCCAGUUAGUUUAGAUUAGGUUCACACUGCAGUUUAGUGAGCUGAAUAAAUAACUACAUCCUGUCCUCAAUCAGAUGACAUGCUAAAUUCCAGCAACAAAAUGUGUGUAAAACAUUAUUAUCCUCAGCUUCCUUUUAUUUGCCUGCAUGCCAAGGGGAGUCGUGAUAUUGGCCAAACACUAGUUUUUUUUUUUUGUUUGUUUGUUUUUUUUUACUCCCUCUGUUAAAACCCCUUAACAACCCAGACUGUCAUUUGUCUGCCGGACAUUAAACCCCUAAAGAAAUUUCUUGAAUACAAAUUAAACAUUUCAUGUCCACCAAAGUUUUAUGUCUGCUAGUUUUAACAUGCAGAAUUUGGAUUGAUUUCUGUUACUAACUUGGAAUUAUUAUUAUUAUUAUUAUUAUUAUUAUUAUUAUUAUAUUAAGUAGAGUGAAGAGGCAGUGUCAUGUAGAAAAUGUUCAGAAUGUAAAUGUUAUUUUACUGCAGAGAAACAGGAUUUUGUAUCACCUACACCUGUAGCCCAUAUACGCCACAAGGUAUUUAAGGGGUUAAAGAUUUCUGACCUGUUUUUUCCCUGUGACAUUACUGGUCAUUUAGUCAAUAAUAUUGCUUUCAGAAGUAAAGUUUUACAUUAAUAUUA
Messenger RNA from Astyanax mexicanus (Mexican tetra), 4622 nucleotides. RefSeq lists its product as uncharacterized. Gene Ontology annotation, biological process: DNA recombination; DNA integration. Gene Ontology annotation, molecular function: DNA binding. The transcript is spliced from 10 exons. The record is from RefSeq and is a predicted model, not a curated record. NCBI's taxonomy places the organism in Eukaryota, Metazoa, Chordata, Actinopteri, Characiformes, Acestrorhamphidae. Bases 1139 to 3769 code for a protein of 876 amino acids.